GGUCGUUAGGCCGGCCAUGAGCAGCAGGGAGCAGCAGCCGCGCGGCCGCAAGGAGCGCUCGUCCUUCAUCGUCAUCCCCUUCUCCUCCACCUGCCGCUCCGCCUCCAGCGUCGACGUCGUCCAAUCAAGCAAGCCACAAGGUGCUGGCGCAGGGGAGGUGACCUCGGCGGGAGGCGGCGAGAGGAAGCCGCCGGGGAAGGGCGAGUCGCUGUCGCUGGUGGCGCGGCUGCUGCGCGGGUUCAAGAACCUGUCCCACCAGAUCUUCGCCGUACACGACGAGGAGGAUGAUGAGGAAGAUGAGCAGGAGAUGGUGAUCGGCCUGCCCACGGACGUCAAGCACGUCGCGCACAUCGGCUGGGACGGCAGCACCAGCACCACCACCAGCCUCCGCUCAUGGAACCGCGCCGCCCCUAACCCUCCGCCAGACGCCGCCGCGUCAACCUCAUCAUCAUCCGGCGCAGCUCCUCCGCCGGCGCAGGCGCAGCAGCCGGCGCUCUCGGCCCGGCAGUUCGAGCUCGCCAUGGCCGCGCAGACGUCCGCCGCCGGCACAACCACUGCCGCGUCUGCAAGCACGAGCGGUAGUGGUGGUACCAGCACCGCCCAGCGGCGCCACCGCCACUACAGCUAG
Messenger RNA from Lolium rigidum, 628 nucleotides. RefSeq names its product CRIB domain-containing protein RIC4-like. The record is from RefSeq and is a predicted model, not a curated record. The coding region runs from base 17 to 628 and encodes 203 amino acids. The transcript is spliced from 2 exons. Lineage: Eukaryota; Viridiplantae; Streptophyta; Magnoliopsida; Poales; Poaceae.